Daldinia vernicosa is the source of this 1929-nucleotide messenger RNA. RefSeq names its product glycosyltransferase family 4 protein. Lineage: Eukaryota; Fungi; Ascomycota; Sordariomycetes; Xylariales; Hypoxylaceae. The record is from RefSeq and is a predicted model, not a curated record. Bases 238 to 1773 code for a protein of 511 amino acids. Gene Ontology annotation, molecular function: glycosyltransferase activity. The transcript has 2 exons.
CUUUUAUCCUCUGCUCUGGAAUAAGACUCUCAUUUCUUUCCCUCUAUUACUAUAAUUUCCUGAUUUAGUAUCUUCGCCUUCAGCAUUACGUUAUUACGGGCAUCCCUUAAUAAUAUCAGAAGUCGUAGCAGGCUCACCUAGUGAGGUUAAAGAGAAAAAAGCAUUCCCAAUCUGUACCUCCGGACCCCUUGCAGGGACUACACUACAUCAACCUGUCGGCUUCAUCAAGUUUAAACCAUGGCGGACGAACAGACACCUCAUGAUUUUGACAAUUUCCCGUCUGGUCUGGCCGGGAAACGUAUCCUGCUAUGCACUGAGAGCCUUGGCCCUGUGAACGGCGUGUCGCGCACCACCAAGAUGCUGGUGGAUCAACUCCGAUCUAACGAGGUAAUCGUCUCGGUAGUUGCGCCGUAUAACCACACCAAAAUAAACACAUUUAACCCGAUUAGCCCUUCUAGCAACGUCAACUCGUUGUAUCAGGAAGAAGUACGGCUAGCAGGGUAUCCUCUGCCUUUCAACCCCGAACUCUCAGUGGCAUAUCCUGUACGGCUUUCUGAGAUAUACAGGCGGACAUUUGGGGGGCCUCCAGACCUAAUCUACUUGGCCAGUCCAGCAUCUUUAGGAUUCCAGGUGAUGCUGCAGAUGCGGCAGUAUGCGAAGGAGCUGCAAGUGCCUGUCAUAUGCAAUUUUCAGACCGACCUAGCAAGAUACUGCUCUGUUCUGUUUCCUUGGCCGCUAGGCGGGAUGGCGAAUCGAACCUUUGGCUUAGUCGAAGGUAACCUCUUUCGUGACUCUUCCGUGAAGACCAUUUUCUACCCGAGCACAUCCGUCAAAAAGUAUCUAGACAAAGACGCAAACGUGCCAACUAACAAAAUGGAGGUUUUGAGACGGGGAGUCAACACCAAGGACUUCGAUCCGGCCAAGAAAAGCUUGGCGUUGAGAAAAGAAUGGGCACCAAAUGGGGAGCUUAUCCUAUUCACCUGUUCGCGAAUAGCGGGCGAGAAGGGAUUCGGGUUCCUUGCACAGGUAGCCAAGGAGCUGGAUAAGGAAGGGUUGGACUUCAAACUCGUCAUCGUCGGCGGAAAUCGUAACCCAGUCGUCUUCCAAGAAGUAAAAGAUAUGUUCGGCUCGCUGAACGAGAAAGGCAAGGUUAUCUUCCCUGGCUUCAAGGUUGGAGAAGAUCUGAUGGUUCAUUACGCCUCAGCGGAUAUCUUCCUGCAUUGCUCCAUCACCGAGACAUUUGGACUGGUAGUCUUGGAGGCGAUGGCGAGCGGCGUGCCGGUGAUUGCACGGGACCAGGGUGGACCAAGCGAUACUAUCGAGCAAGGAAAGACCGGGUUUCUCAUCCCACCCGAUGACUUGGAUGGUUUCGUACGGAAGACGAUGUUGCUUGGUCGGGACUCGAGACUCCGCGAACAGUUUGCUCUAGCCGGCCGCGCGUUUGCAUGCGAAGCCACGUGGGAGAGGAUCAGCAACAAGGCCGCCUGGCAGAUGUUUGACACUAUCGAGCAGUUUAAACAGGACAAACAGUCAGGCAUCUCGACAACGCAGGCGCCCAGCGUUGGCUGGCUACCCCUCAGCGCUCCUGCGAGACGAUUUCUCCUCCCUAAGAUCAUUACAGCGAAGAUAGCCUUUUCCCUCUCUAUCAUUUUCGGGUUCUGGACGAUUGUUGGUACUUAUCUCGUCUUCACAGAUAUCGGACAUCUGUUCAAGACCCAUACGCCGCGGGCCUCUACGCUGAAAAGGUCCGUAAGUCAUUGGAUAAAGGGCUGAAUAUUACGACUGGAGGGUUCUAUGUUGGGGUUACAAACAACCUUUUCGACUUGAAUAGCGUUCACAACUCCCCCUGAAUAGCUUGCUUUCCUUUUAUACCCAGUUUAUUAUACCGCAUCAUUUAUUUUAUUGCUCGAGCGAGUAGUCGUAUGCACC